Molecule: messenger RNA, 979 nt
Organism: Panthera uncia (snow leopard)
Lineage: Eukaryota; Metazoa; Chordata; Mammalia; Carnivora; Felidae
Gene: SOX21
Product: SRY-box transcription factor 21
Exons: 1
Coding region: 9-839 (276 amino acids)
Biological process (GO): cell differentiation; regulation of DNA-templated transcription; anatomical structure morphogenesis
Molecular function (GO): RNA polymerase II cis-regulatory region sequence-specific DNA binding; DNA-binding transcription factor activity, RNA polymerase II-specific
Source: RefSeq, a predicted model, not a curated record
GCGAGAGCAUGUCCAAGCCGGUGGACCACGUCAAGCGGCCCAUGAACGCCUUCAUGGUGUGGUCUCGGGCUCAGCGGCGCAAGAUGGCCCAGGAAAACCCCAAGAUGCACAACUCGGAGAUCAGCAAGCGCCUGGGCGCCGAGUGGAAGCUGCUCACCGAGUCGGAGAAGCGGCCGUUCAUCGACGAGGCGAAGCGCCUGCGCGCCAUGCACAUGAAGGAGCACCCUGACUACAAGUACCGGCCGCGGCGCAAGCCCAAGACGCUGCUCAAGAAGGACAAGUUCGCCUUCCCGGUGCCCUACGGCCUGGGCGGCGUGGCCGACGCCGAGCACCCGGCGCUCAAGGCGGGCGCCGGGCUGCACGCGGGCGCGGGCGGCGGCCUGGUGCCUGAAUCGCUGCUCGCCAAUCCCGAGAAGGCGGCCGCCGCCGCUGCCGCCGCCGCCGCGCGCGUCUUCUUCCCGCAGUCGGCCGCCGCUGCCGCCGCCGCUGCCGCCGCCGCCGCCGCCGGCAGCCCCUACUCGCUACUCGACUUGGGCUCCAAGAUGGCAGAGAUCUCGUCGUCGUCGUCCGGCCUCCCGUACGCGUCGUCGCUGGGCUACCCGACCGCGGGCGCCGGCGCCUUCCAUGGCGCGGCGGCGGCGGCUGCAGCGGCGGCCGCGGCCGCCGGGGGGCACACGCACUCGCACCCCAGCCCGGGCAACCCGGGCUACAUGAUCCCGUGCAACUGCAGCGCGUGGCCCAGCCCCGGGCUGCAGCCGCCGCUCGCCUACAUCCUGCUGCCGGGCAUGGGCAAGCCUCAGCUGGACCCCUACCCCGCGGCCUACGCCGCCGCGCUAUGACCCCCGCGGGGCCGCCUCGCGAGGACCGGUGUGCACACGUGUACAUAUGUAUAGGUACGAGCUCCGCGGCCUCCCCGUGCGCCCUCCCGCGACGGGGGCCCCGGUUUGUAUGUACAUAAGAUGUAUAGGUGCAGGCAGAG